Messenger RNA from Pelobates fuscus (common spadefoot toad), 2052 nucleotides. RefSeq names its product copine 1 (gene CPNE1). Gene Ontology annotation, cellular component: plasma membrane. Gene Ontology annotation, molecular function: calcium-dependent phospholipid binding. Bases 102 to 1703 code for a protein of 533 amino acids. The record is from RefSeq and is a predicted model, not a curated record. Gene Ontology annotation, biological process: positive regulation of tumor necrosis factor-mediated signaling pathway; regulation of canonical NF-kappaB signal transduction; cellular response to calcium ion. The transcript has 16 exons. NCBI's taxonomy places the organism in Eukaryota, Metazoa, Chordata, Amphibia, Anura, Pelobatidae.
UACACCGCCUCUUCCAGAAAGGAAGGGGCCCCACCCUUCUGCAGAGGCUUCCAAGCUCGGAACGUUGUGUAUUCUGUCCUCUCUUAUCCCAAAGUCUCCAGAUGGCUCAGUGUGUGACCAAAGUCCAGCUGUCAAUCUCCUGUACAAACUUGCUGGAUAAAGACAUUGGUUCCAAGUCAGAUCCUCUCUGUGUAGUUCUACAAAGUGUUGGCGAUGGAAAGUGGUCAGAGUUGACUCGGACUGAGAAAAUCAAGAACUGUCAGAGUCCUGAGUUCUCCACCAAGCCAGUCAUAGACUACUAUUUUGAAAAAGUGCAGAGCAUAAAAUUUGGGAUCUACGAUAUUGAUAAUAAAUCUGUGGACCUAAAUGACGAUGACUUUCUUGGAGGAUUUGAAUGUACUAUUGGUCAGAUUGUAUCAAAUCGCACACUGAAUGGCCCUCUGGAACUAAAGAAAGGGAAACUUGCUGGAAAAGGAACGAUUUCUAUCACUGCGGAAGAGCUCAAAGACACAAGGGUUGUGAAUUUAGAAGUAGAAGCCAGGAAUUUGGACAAAAAGGAUUUGUUUGGUAAAUCAGACCCAUUCCUUGAAAUCUUCAAACAAGGAGAUAGUGGAAGCUGGCAGCUGGCCUACAGAUCAGAGGUUAUCAAGAACAAUCUCAAUCCUGUCUGGAAAAAGUUUAGUGUUCCAUUGCAGACAUUAUGUGGAGGAGACUUGAAUAAGCCCAUCAAGGUUCAUUGUUCUGAUUAUGAUAGCGAUGGCUCUCAUGACUUAAUAGGGAUCUUUGAGACUAACUUGUCUCAGCUGCAGAAGGCUGGAGGAGGGACUCCGGUGGAGUUUGAAUGUAUUAACCCAAAGAAGAAACAAAAAAAGAGUUACAAGAACUCUGGAGUUAUCCGUGUCAAAUCAUGCAAAAUCGAUGUGGAAUAUUCCUUCUUGGACUAUGUGAUGGGUGGCUGUCAGAUCAACUUCACGGUGGGCAUAGACUUCACUGGCUCCAAUGGGGAUCCUAAGUCUCCAGACUCUCUUCACUACAUCAGCCCAAGUGGGGUGAAUGAAUAUCUGACUGCAAUCUGGUGUGUAGGCAAUGUUGUUCAGGACUAUGACACAGACAAACAAUUCCCAGCAUUUGGAUUUGGUGCUCAAGUGCCUCCACAAUGGCAGGUUUCGCAUGAGUUUGCCUUAAACUUCAACCCCAACAACCCCUAUUGUGCAGGUGUUCAGGGCGUAGUGGAUGCUUAUCGGCAAGCCCUGCCACAGGUCCGUCUCUAUGGCCCAACAAACUUCUCACCAAUUAUCAACCAUGUGACACGAUUUGCAUAUAGUGCAGCACAACAGAAAACUGCAUCUCAAUACUUUGUCCUUCUAAUCAUCACUGAUGGGGAGAUCACUGAUCUGAAUGACACCCGAAAUGCCAUUGUCCAAGCCUCAAAACUUCCUAUGUCUAUAAUCAUCAUUGGUGUUGGAAGUGCAGAUUUCAAAGCUAUGGAAUUCCUGGAUGGGGACAAUGGGGUCUUGAAGUCUGCGAGUGGGGAAGCAGCUGCAAGAGACAUUGUACAGUUUGUCCCAUUUCGGAACUUUCAAAAUGCACCCCGAGAAGCUCUAACUCAAGCAGUUUUGGCUGAAGUCCCCAAACAGCUGGUCUCUUAUUUCAAGUUGCUGGGACUGACCCCUUCGAAGCCUCCACAACAGACAACCAUUUAGGCGAUUUAAACCAGGAAAUCACGCUGCUCCUCUAGUCAUAAUACUUAUAGCAUUCAUAAAUCUUUAUAUCAUUCCCUUUUCCUAAACCUCUAUAUUUUGGUGAAUUUGAAUCCUAUUGCAACAUAUAAUUCUAGUAAGACACAAGCAUUUUAACUUGGUGGACCUGACAGGAAGGGAUGAUUCAUUCUAAAUCCACGCUUGAAGCUGCUUUGACCUUUCCUGUAAUUUUUCUAUUUGUAUGUAUAGCUUAUAUGGGCUAUAUGGGUGUCCCAUCAUCAAUCUCAAGAUAUUUUUUUACAUUGUGGUAGUAGCACAAUCAAUUGUUUAGAAAGUUGCACUUGAAAUCCCC